This is a messenger RNA of Hansenula anomala, 1890 nucleotides long. Its product is annotated as glycoside hydrolase family 125 protein. The coding region runs from base 1 to 1890 and encodes 629 amino acids. Lineage: Eukaryota; Fungi; Ascomycota; Saccharomycetes; Phaffomycetales; Wickerhamomycetaceae. The transcript has a single exon. Gene Ontology annotation, biological process: carbohydrate metabolic process. The record is from RefSeq and is a predicted model, not a curated record.
AUGCCGCCCUACAACAAACAAAAUUUCAGAAGAAUCAAACCAGGCAAAAUCAUUUUGGGAAUAACCAUCGCCUUCCUCAUAAUCUACGUCAUUCGUGGGUUAGGGUCUGAUGAAGAGGAUCAAGAUUACUUGAAUUAUAAACUAGAGCAAUUAUACUCACCAGAUCCAAAGCUAAUAGCAUAUAGUCAGUCUCAUGACACCAAGAAGCAGCAAGAGAUAUUGAACGAUGCUGAAUUCUUACAAGAUAAAGCUAAGAAAUCAAAACAACAACAACAGCAGCCAGUUCGUGGCAAUGGCGGUGGUGGUGGUGCUUCAAUUCCAAAAUUCCAUGGUCAAAGAUGUGAAAGUUAUCUAGAUUAUUCUCAAGAUUUCCAUGAGCCUUACUCUGAAGGUCCAUUAGAAUUACCUUUUCAAAGACCAAAAGAACGUUGUCGUACUUUUGCAUCACCUGCAGUGGAGAAGGUUAUUGAAGAUUUGAAGACAAGAAUUAGAGAUCCUGAUUUAUCAAGAUUAUUAGAAAAUGCCCUACCAAAUACAUUAGACUCAACAAUCCUGUGGCAUAAGAAAGCUGGUGCUGAUUCUUCAACUAGAUACUCUCAGUCAUUCGUUGUUACUGGUGAUAUUCAUGCUGAAUGGUUAAGAGACGCAGCUAGACAAUUAUCAGUUUAUCAAAGCAUGACGAAUUAUGAUGAUGAUUUGAAAGAGUUGAUGAGAGGUGCAAUCAACACACAAGCCUCUUAUAUCUUGAUAAAUCCUUAUUGUAAUGCAUUCCAUCCACCACCAGGCUCAAAUAUUAGAAAAGGUAAUACUCAUAUGGAUAAAGUUACACCAAGAGCUCAUUGGAAAUAUGUAUUUGAAUGUAAAUGGGAAAUUGACUCUUUGGCUUCAUUUUUAACAUUGACAAAUGAAUAUUAUUCAGCCACAAAAGAUCAUACAAUCUUCAAUCAAUUAUGGUUUAAUGCAUUGAUUAGUAUAUUGACAGUGUUACAAAGACAAUCUUCACCAACUUUUGAUGAGGAUGGGAAAAUUUUACCAUUUUAUUAUACAUUCCAAAGAGAUACUAAUGUUGGUACUGAAACUUUACCAUUAGCAGGUACUGGUAAUCCUGUUAAUUUCAACACUGGUUUAAUUCGUUCAGCUUUCAGACCUUCAGAUGAUGCUUGUAUUUUCCAAUUUUUCAUCCCAGGUAAUGCUCAUAUGGCUGUUGAAUUAAAUAGAACAAGUUCAAUCUUGGCUUCAUUGGGGGAUAAGGUUGACAAUGAAGAAUUACCAAAAUUCAUUGAAGAAACUAAAAAAUUUGGUGAGACUAUUACAAAAGGUAUUUAUAAUCAUGCUGUUGUGGAACAUGGUGAAUUUGGGAAAGUGUUUGCUUAUGAAGUUGAUGGUUAUGGUGGUAGUGUAUUUAUGGAUGAUGCAAACAUUCCUUCGUUGUUAUCACUACCGGAUUUGGGAUUCUUAGAUAAAGAAGAUCCAAUUUAUCAAAAUACCAGAAAAAUGAUUUUAUCUAAAAAGGGGAAUCCAUAUUUCUUACAAGGUAAACAUUUUAAAGGUAUUGGUGGUCCUCAUAUUGGUAUUCAUAAUGCUUGGCCAAUGAGUUUGUUAAUACAAAUUAGAACUUCAAAUGACGAUCAAGAAAUCAUGGAGAAUUUGAAACUUGUCAUGAAAACUACUGGUAAUUUAGGCUUAAUUCAUGAAAGUGUUCACGUUAAUUUCCCUGAUGGUAUUAAAUAUACAAGACCUUGGUUCUCUUGGGCUAACUCAGAAUUUGGUAAGACUAUUUUAGAUUUGGCUCAAAGAAAACCACAUUUGAUUUUCAAAGAUGAAUAUGUUGAUAAACCAUAUAAGGUUGAAAGUUUAGGAGUUGGUCAACCAAAACAUGUUGAAAAUUAG